Messenger RNA from Eimeria acervulina, 825 nucleotides. RefSeq names its product EH protein, putative. Gene Ontology annotation, biological process: endocytosis; endosomal transport. Gene Ontology annotation, molecular function: GTP binding. The transcript is spliced from 7 exons. NCBI's taxonomy places the organism in Eukaryota, Apicomplexa, Conoidasida, Eucoccidiorida, Eimeriidae. The record is from RefSeq and is a predicted model, not a curated record. The annotation marks the transcript as partial. Gene Ontology annotation, cellular component: cytoplasm; plasma membrane; intracellular membrane-bounded organelle.
AUGAAUAGGUGGCUCUUUGGUAGCCGCAAGAGCGGCACCCAGCAGUCUGCUAGUGUUUACAACGACGUGAAGGCGGGGCUGCAGGCUAUGUACAAAAAGCACUUGCUUCCCCUCGAGUCAGACUUUAAAUUUCAGCAGUUUUAUUCGCCUCUUCUAACCGAUGGAGACUUCGCAGCCAAGCCGAUGGUGAUGGUCUUGGGCCAGUACUCCACCGGAAAGACCACCUUUGUGCAACAUCUGCUGGAGAGGGAUUACCCGGGGCUUCGAAUUGGCCCUGAGCCGACGACAGAUAAAUUUGUGGCGAUUAUGGAGGGCCCUACUGAUCAAGUGAUCCCGGGCAAUACAGCAGUGGUGGACCCCACAAAGCCCUUUAGUCAGCUGUCUAACUUCGGAAAUAUAUUUCUUCAGCGGUUUGAGUGCUCUAUGCUGCCCUGUGUUGUUUUAAAUGGGCUAACGCUGAUAGAUACUCCUGGGGUUCUCAGCGGCAACAAACAAACAUCUCGAGGCUACGACUUCGAGGCGGUUGUUCAGUGGUUUGCGGAGAGAGUGGAUUUAAUAUUAUUAAUAUUUGAUGCACACAAGUUAGACAUCUCAGAUGAAUUCAGAAGAUGCAUCCAUGCCUUGAGGGGGAACGACACGAAAAUUCGCAUUGUCCUCAACAAGGCCGACAUGGUUUCUUAUCAGCAGCUCAUGAGGGUUUACGGGGCCCUCAUGUGGUCGCUUGGCAAGGUAAUAUCUUCUCCUGAAGUCGCCCGGGUGUAUAUUGGCUCUUUUUGGAAUAACCCGCUGCAAAACGACGAAAACCGCAAACUUUUCGAGGCGGAG